Messenger RNA from Heterobasidion irregulare TC 32-1, 489 nucleotides. RefSeq lists its product as uncharacterized. The transcript has 3 exons. The record is from RefSeq and is a predicted model, not a curated record. The coding region runs from base 1 to 489 and encodes 162 amino acids. Lineage: Eukaryota; Fungi; Basidiomycota; Agaricomycetes; Russulales; Bondarzewiaceae.
AUGCCGGCCGUCAUCUUGUACCAAGUUCCGCGUACCCCUCCGCGGUACAAAACUGUCUGCGAACCUCCCUCCCCGCUUGCACGCUACAGCCGUGUCUUUCCUCGCCCGCUUCCUUCCUUACUCGCCUGGAAGGCUGCCUGUAUGGUAUUCCCAGCUAUAGAAGGCUCUCACCCGGUCUCCUCUUCCUGCAAGGGCAAUCCAAACACUCUUGCCAUCCCCCCUCGCGCGCGCAAAUUUAUGUUCACCCCACCUGACCAUCUAGAGUCCAAGGCUACACUCUCGACUCCCCCGAACGUGACAUCUGACCAAGAUCCCCCGAAGACCUCUUCGAAACGCAAGCUGGAUGAAGCUAGUUUCAGAUUGCCAAGCGAAACGGACCCCUUCUUACAAUUCGUACUCAACGCCGGUCGAAAUUGUAAGCGCUCGCGUGUCAAUCGGGAUAAGGAGUCGCGGCGGUUAUUGAACACGGAACUUCAUAUCGAUCCGUAA